GGCUGGUUUUAACUUGUUGACGUACAGGCUGCAAGUUAAACUAUUCUAAAGAUUACAUUUCCGCACAGCUUCCUUUUCUUGAAAUGUGCUAAAGUCUAAACAACACAACAGCUAAUCUGAAAGCCAAUGGCCAAAAUAUUUUCAUAGCGAUCAUGCUAUAGAUGGUAAACUAUUAGUUUUUACAAAGUUUUCUCAAACCACAAUUUAUGAAGAAUUCCUUGUUUUUUUAGGUUUGAACUUUUGCUCUGUCAAAUAUUCUAAGUUUGAAUUCCAUAAGCAUAAAGCCCAAAAAUCACAAUAUGAAAAUGCAUUAAAACUUUUACAAGAUGAUGAUCAAUAGUUUUUUGUGAGCAAUCAUUCUCUUCUCAUAAUCAGAAAGGAUGUGAAGGAGGUGGAUGACUACUAUGGUCAACACUUUCUUGUUCAGCAUGAUCUGCUUAGAGAAAUAGCUAUGGACAAUAGCAGCCAGGAGCCAAUAAGACAGAGGAAAAGACUGUUUAUUAACUUAAGUAGGAACGAGCUUCCAGAGUCAUUGAAAGAAUGUAUGGAACAACCAGUUAGAGCGCGCCUAGUGUCUAUCUCGACUGAUGAAAUGAUCUCAUCAAAUUGGUUGGACAUGCAACUACCUGAAGCUGAGGUUCUAGUUCUUAAUUUCCGGACAAAGGAUUAUGCCUUGCCUACGUUUGUGGUAAACAUGAAGAAGCUAAAGGUUCUGAUAGCUACAAGUAGUUUAAAUUAUGCUGAAUUAAGUGAUUUCCAAUUGCUUGGUUUGUUAACCAAUUUGAAGACAAUAAGACUGGAGCGCAUUUCAAUUCCUUCCCUGAGCGAGACUUGUGAACCAUUGAGGAAUCUGCAGAAAAUAUCUUUGUACAUGUGUCUCUUUGCUGAGGCUUUUCGCGAUUGUUCCAUCCAGAUUUCAGAUUUAUUGCCAGAGCUAAGGGAGAUGAAUGUGGACUUCUGCGAGGAUUUGGUGAGACUGCCGGCUGGGCUUUGUGAUAUCGUCCACCUGAAGAAGUUGAGCAUCACACACUGUUAUAAGCUGUGUGAACUGCCGAACGAAAUCGGAAACCUGAGGAACCUCCAAGUUCUAAGGCUUAGGUCCUGUACAGAAUUGGAAAUAUUGCCGGACUCUAUUAGGUACCUUUCUGAGUUGUUCACCCUUGAUAUAUCUGACUGCAUCAGAAUUAAGGACUUGCCUGAAGAUAUAGGUGAGUUGAAAAAAUUAAUUAAUCUCAACAUGAAUCACUGCUCUAGAUUGCAGUAUCUUCCAGAGUCAUUUUGGCAACUUGAGCAGUCGUUAGAUUUGGUAUGUGAUAAAGAAAUAAAAUAAGUAUGGGAAAAAUUUUAUCCAGAUGAUCAACACAACAUAACAAUGAGGUCUGUCAAAGAAGAUAUCAACUUAGAGUGGCUUCCGGCAUUUUCAUGACAGAGUGCCUCUUUGUCUCCUUAUAUGGUUACAUGAGUUCCUUGCGUUUAAAUGUAAUUGUACAUCCAGUGUAAUAUUCGCUUAAUUUCUUGUUUUAUCAAAAAUAAAUAAAAAACUUCU
Molecule: messenger RNA, 1546 nt
Organism: Ziziphus jujuba (common jujube)
Lineage: Eukaryota; Viridiplantae; Streptophyta; Magnoliopsida; Rosales; Rhamnaceae
Product: probable disease resistance protein At5g66910
Exons: 2
Coding region: 452-1330 (292 amino acids)
Biological process (GO): defense response to fungus
Source: RefSeq, a predicted model, not a curated record